Panicum virgatum (switchgrass) is the source of this 1319-nucleotide messenger RNA. RefSeq lists its product as uncharacterized. Bases 16 to 885 code for a protein of 289 amino acids. The transcript has 5 exons. Lineage: Eukaryota; Viridiplantae; Streptophyta; Magnoliopsida; Poales; Poaceae. The record is from RefSeq and is a predicted model, not a curated record.
AGAGGAGGUCCAUGUAUGAAAUGGCGGAACGGAGGCCGGUCGUCUUCACGGCGCGCUGUCAAGAUUAAUCAAUCACGCCCGUCCGCGUCAACCCCACCGGCCACCAUCCCCGCUCGCCUCGCCUUCCUUCCUGACCCCUCUUAUCCAAAAUCACGUGCGAUCGUGACGCGACCCCCGCUCGCCCUCGCCUUGCGAUCCCGCUCGCCCCGCAAUCCGACCGAGGCGAGGCGCGAACCACGGAACCAGGCCGACCGACCGAGCCAAUCGAUCCGGCGAGUGAAGUGGGCGCGGCGCGGUGCGGGCUUUCGGCAUGGCGACCACGCGCGGCGGCGGCGGAUCGGCGUCGAGGGUGGGGGACGGGGACGUCGACCUGGGCGAGGGCUGGAACUGGGGCGCCAUCCCGCGGCUCAUCUCCUCCGCCUGCCUCUUCCUCUGCUCCGGAGCAGAGGCUGUUUUGGAUGCUGUGAUAAGGCUGUAAAGCAACUGGGUGAACUGUCCAGGAACUUGAUUACACAUGACCAAAUUCCCAUUGGAGAGACAUUUUGGAGUACAACCACCAUCGAGGUCGAACCAGCAGAUCUUAGGGGCAUUUCUCCAGUCAAUACAUCCAACUGGGCCUUUGAUCAGCAUGGAACUGGAAGCAGCCAUAACCUUCCUGAACUUGGUAAUAGUGGACUCAUUCUUUGGGAACAGACCAGGCAGGAGUGGACUGAAAUUAGAAGUCUGCGACCGAAGGUGAAGCAGGUUCGCGAACCAGUAUUGAGUUGGAAUGCAGCAUAUGAGAGUCUGCUUGGAUCAAAUAAGCCAUUUCCUCAACCCAUUCCUCUUCACGAGAUGGUCGAUUUUCUUGUGGACAUCUGGGAGCAAGAGGGGCUGUAUGACUAAUACAAAUGCUCUCAUAGGGAUAACACGUAGUUGUUCCUCAAGAAAGGAUAAAGAAUGACAUAGGUUUAGGCUUGAGCUGAGGUAACAAUGGUUUGGCCUGUCAUGCAUGUUUUUGUUCAUGGAGGCCAGUUGUACUUGCUGAACACAGUACUGCAGUGGUAACCGGCCAACUUGUAAUGUUAGAUAAGUCGUGAUAGUCGCUUUAUUGACUUUGUCAAAGAAAGUGAGAAAGAAGGUGUGUGGUAUUGAGUUGUGGACAAGAAGUGUGAUUUGUAUUGAUUAAGAAAGCAUUAACACCGAUGCUGUCGGUUAUAGAGGGUUGGAUUAUUCUAGGGGUUGAGGAGUCAUGUCAGUGUCCAUUUCGUGGUGAUGAACACUGACAGCUACCUCGACUGGUCCGAUUCUGAAAUAUUAAAUUUUGUUUGGUGCCGUCA